UCCUUAUUCUGGAUCCCAAUUCCAAUCCGAGUAUGAUUUCCGAAAUAACUUCGUGCUCCUCUCAGAAGUCUCUUCAGAUGAGCGCUCUUCUCUGCAAUAACAAGGGAAGCACCGCCAUUCUCUCAGCCUCGCAAUGAGCGGCCUUGAUUCAGUUAACCAAAAUGUUUUUGGACUUGUUGCCCUUGUAGUCUCUCUCGUGGCGCUUGUAACUACAGUUCUACAGGUUCUGCAGCAGUAUUUCUCAAGUGCCGAGGGGUACAGACGAUGUCAUUCAUCUGUAAUGGGACUUUGGUCCGCCGGAACACAUAGAAAGCUCCGGGUAUACGAAUUCCGCGUUGAGGUAGUCUUUGAGACUCCUGUCAUAUUUCUCGCAUCCCCAGACAAUGAGCGCGGCCCGAUAGCAGGACGAGCUAUCCACUACAUCGAUGGCACAGAUAAGUCGUACCGAAAUACACGGGUCUUAGGACCUACAGCCCAGAUACAAGCAGACCAACAAGCGACAGCACGAGUGCACACAGCCGAUGAUGAGCGAGCUUCUUGGGUUACUCUUCUUUCCAUUCUUCAACGAGAAGAACGAGAGUCUCGGGAGUGGGAUAAAGCUAGCCGGGUUAGGUCACCACCUCCCUCAGAUGGCAAAAUGCUGAAAGCACCACCUGCCCCUGAAUAUAGACUCGCUGUUGGCCUACAAAGUAAGACUAGAUCUUGGGACUUUAUGCCAGCGUCUAUCACGAGACCUUAUGCAACAUCCGCCAUAUGCCAUCUAGUAGAGAUGAUAGCUAUGCUAGGAAUGUACUGGAAGGUUUUUGACCAGAUAUUAUGGAACCUCAGGGCCGAGGGCAACGGAUUUAUUCUGACCUCAACGACAGUUCAUGGGUUGGGCGUUAUGGUUGUUUUUGCAGUCACUGGAAAGUCGGUUUUCAAGGAGAACCGGGUCAUUCCUUCAGAAGAUGUGAAAGAGUUAGCUUUUGGUACUGUACCAAACAUCUUUGACGACCAAGUUUAUCUCAAAAGAGAGGAAAAUGCACAAAGCCUUGAACUAAUCUUUGGGUCAGAAAAGGACGUUGAUGCAACCCUAGAGUCUCUGGGAUGUCCUUCGCAUACAUUGGAAAAAUAUAAAACUGAUCACAAGCACAUAUUCUCAGUAUCUUUCGAAAUUAUUGGCAUGCUCGGAAAUGUCUUUCGAAUCCGUGGAAGCAGCUUCAGAAUGAUUCCCAAUCCAACUGAAGAUCAAUGGCUCAAGAAAGUUGGCCGAAAAGCCUCAUGGAAAAUCUCACGUUUGAUGGAAGUUUUCGAAGCCAAACUAAGAGAGUUCAUGACUGUGGCAGAGUUCAUGGAUGCGGAAGGGUCGGGACCUACGCAUGAAAUUACUGCUAUCAACAUCCACUUGGAGAAUAUAUCCAGUCUGGGUUUUAGAAACCACUCGGAGAAGGAACCCCCUCCGCGUUUCCAAGACGAAGCCGAACUCAGUAUCCAUUGCCGAGAGGCUAUUCACGACGCUAUAGACGAGAGGACGAAAUACCUCCUCGACCUUACGCAAGCCGAACUUCUCAGCGUCCUCGUUGCGCAUAUUACCAAGGUCAUCGAUGUGCUAGCCGAUCCCAACUCGCCUCUCAAUACCAUUGUGCUGGCGCACAAAGAGGAUGCUCUCCUGACGUAUUACUUUGAGAAGAUCCGACCGGUAGUGAUUGGGGAUGGUGAGGAUAGGGGCAGGAGGAAUACGAUCUGGAUAUCACUGAUAUUCCGCAUGCUGUGCUGGCUCAUGCUGCAUGAUUUUGAUAAAGCGGAUGUGAAGAUAGUCCCCGCGGAUCUGAAGGGAAGCCGGAUGCCCGUCUACAUCGGUUGAAGGACAAGAUAAGAGUCGAGCUAGUCUCGUUGCAUCUGAGGAGUUGAAGUGGAAUCAGAUGUUGGUGCACAUUGGGUAAGAUCAGGGAACCAGACUGCCUCACGAUUGAUUAAUCAUUGUUUAUGAGCGAAUGAGCGAGCGAGCAAGCGUGGUUUUAUGUCAUUUGCAGGCGUCAGGCAGAGUAUAUUAUAAGAUUUAAGAGAUACCACCAUAGUCAGAUAGCAUUCCAAGCGUUGA
This is a messenger RNA of Amorphotheca resinae ATCC 22711, 2080 nucleotides long. RefSeq lists its product as hypothetical. The transcript has 3 exons. The record is from RefSeq and is a predicted model, not a curated record. NCBI's taxonomy places the organism in Eukaryota, Fungi, Ascomycota, Leotiomycetes, Helotiales, Amorphothecaceae. Bases 134 to 1843 code for a protein of 569 amino acids.